UCACGACACACCACACAUGGCCCGACAUUCAAUGGGCCAGCCUGCAAAUUCCGAUUUGUCAAUACAUCUUGCUGAGAUGUCAGUCCACCAUUCUGUCCUCGCCUAAAGAUUGAUUAAAAAUAAAAUAACAUUGAUUGAUGUCCAAAUUCUGCGGCUGCCGAGAUGAAGAUUACGGAUAGCGUGUUGCGAAGUUUUAGGGUUGCUAGGACAUUCCGGGAGAAUUCGCAGAAAGUCAACUGUGUGGACUACAGCUCGAACGGCGAGAGUGCAAUAUCUAGUAGCGACGACGACUCCAUUGUUUUAUAUGACUGUCAGGAGGGAAAACCAAUACGGACCCUGUACAGUAAGAAGUACGGAGUAGACCUUAUCCGGUAUACACAUGGGGAUGCCAACACAGUGGUCUACAGCUCCAACAAACUAGAUGAUACCAUCCGAUACCUGUCUCUCACUGACAACAAGUACAUCCGCUACUUCCCUGGGCACACUGAUAGGGUUGUUGCUCUCUCCAUGUCACCGGUGGAUGACACAUUUAUCUCUGGUUCCUUGGAUAUGACCAUACGACUCUGGGACCUGCGCUCUCCAAACUGUCAGGGUCUUACUAAUCCUUUGGGGAAGCCUGUUUGCUCCUAUGACCCCGAGGGCCUGAUAUUCGCUGCUGGGGUCGAUUCUGAGGCGAUUAAACUGUACGACCUCCGCUCCUUUGACAAGGGCCCAUUCGCCUCCUUUGAGACUCUGUUUAGCCGUGUCUGUGAGUGGACUGGACUGAAGUUCAGCAGGGACGGGAAGCAGAUUCUCAUUUCUACCAACGGGGGUGCUAUUCGGAUCCUAGAUGCCUUUAAUGGAGCCGUGCUGCACACUUUCUCAGUGAGAGAACCGUUACCACACUGCACUGAUAGACCCGGAAGUGCAUAUUCUUCACACACACAUCUACGAGUAUGCACGUCACAGGAGGGCUACAACAACAGUAAAGGCAUUUCAUUGGAGGCCUGCUUCACCCCAGACUCAGACUUUGUCAUGAUUGGUUCAGAGGAUGGGAGGGUCCAUGUGUGGAGUACAGAGAGUGGGAUGAAAAUAGCUGUUCUGGACGGGAAGCAUUCAGGACCAAUCAACACACUGCAGUUUAACCCUAAAUACAUGACGUUUGCCAGCGCCUGCUCCAAUAUGGCGUUCUGGCUUCCCUGUGUAGGAGACUGAUAAAGGUGUGGGACCACAGAGACAAACUGUCCUCAUCAUUACCCAGGAUGCCUUUCUCCUUUCAUGUUGCUGAGUAUACAGAGACCGAACACUACUCUAAUAUGAAAUUGUAGGCACAUUAAGGCAUUGGUGAAAGGGAUUCCACUGACGAUUAACCACGAGGAGAACUGUCACUCUGUAAACUGAUUUAUUUGCCAAAUGGGGAAGGUUACAUGAGGGAAUCACUAGAGCUGUGGGAGACAGUAGUUAUUGUCCACUGUGAUAGGUGCUUGUUGAAAAGUUUUUAUGAGUAGAGAAUACCUGUGGUGUACUACUGACAAACACUUGUUUUUAUACAUUUCGUUUUUUUCAACUGUGAUUCUGAGCAAGGUGCUACAAUGUAUUAAUUAGCAGACAAUUAUGACCUUUUAACUUUUUAAUACAGUGACAACUCCAAUCAAGUAUGCAUUUUAACUGCGGAGACACGUUUUAUUGGGAAUUCAAUAUUUGUUUUAUUUUGUACUGUUUAUUCAGAAAGUAUUAAAGUGUUUUACGUCUAAUGUA
Oncorhynchus nerka (sockeye salmon) is the source of this 1737-nucleotide messenger RNA. RefSeq names its product WD repeat-containing protein 82-like. The transcript has 9 exons. The record is from RefSeq and is a predicted model, not a curated record. Gene Ontology annotation, molecular function: chromatin binding; protein binding. Gene Ontology annotation, cellular component: Set1C/COMPASS complex. Lineage: Eukaryota; Metazoa; Chordata; Actinopteri; Salmoniformes; Salmonidae. Bases 163 to 1194 code for a protein of 343 amino acids.